Messenger RNA from Puntigrus tetrazona (Sumatra barb), 530 nucleotides. It is a transcript of the gene ndufc2, whose product is annotated as NADH:ubiquinone oxidoreductase subunit C2. NCBI's taxonomy places the organism in Eukaryota, Metazoa, Chordata, Actinopteri, Cypriniformes, Cyprinidae. The record is from RefSeq and is a predicted model, not a curated record. The coding region runs from base 111 to 443 and encodes 110 amino acids. Gene Ontology annotation, cellular component: mitochondrial inner membrane. The transcript is spliced from 3 exons. Gene Ontology annotation, biological process: mitochondrial electron transport, NADH to ubiquinone.
ACCGGUUUUCAUUUCCACCUAAACGUUGCCCUUGACUUCCUCUAGUAGGUGAUAUGGAAAGUUAAGCGUCGAAAGGGUUCUGACUUUAAAAGAGCCUGUUAUUUGUCACAAUGUGGUUUCUGCCUGACGAGGCGAAAGGUUUGCCUCCACCAAAUAUCGUUAACAGAAAUUCGUUGUGGUUCGGUCUGAUCGGCUGGGUGUCCGCGAUGCUGCACAACUCCUGUAACCGCAGGCCUGCGCUCAAAGCAGGUGUUCAUCGCCAAUUGCUGAUGACAACUGUCGGGUGGUUCGUUGGCUAUCAUCUCACAAAAAUUGUGAAUUAUAAAACCGCCAAAUUGGACACAGAAAUGUUUGAGUACGUCCGGCAGCAUCCUGAGGGAUUUGCACAGAAAGAACCGAAGACAUUUGCUGAAAUCGUGGAGCCUUUUCAUCCCAUUCGUUGAAAGGAUGCAGUUGCCACAAGGAACGUGAAGACUAUUUUUGCAAAUCUGGUUGAACAGGUUUACUAUUAAAUAUACUCUGUUGAUUUA